AUGAGAGAGAUGAAAGGUGAGGUCCAAUCCACUAGUCCACUAGUCCACUUGGAGAGAACAGAGGCUGUGUUCUGCUAUGCUCUGCUCCACCACAGGGCACACAACACAAUCACUCUAUCCUCUAUAACAAUCAACCACCAAGGAUCAAGGUAAACCUGCAGAGGAGAGGGCCAUGCAACCCAAAUCCACCGCCAGACUGCCCAGCUUCCGCUCAACUCCAGCCUCCUGGUUAGAAUCAGUUCUUUUGAAAGAGGAGGAAGAACAAGAAGAAGAAGAGGAGGAACAAGUAGAUAUCCAACAAGCUGAAGAAGAGCCCUUGACCUUUACCCAGCUGCUUUCUACAAUCGCAGCUCCCUCUCCUUCCCAACGCUAUGACACACAGGAUUACCCUCCCACCACCAUGUCCAUGUCCAUGUCCAUCCCCAAUUCAAUCGCACCCAAGGAACUUUAUGCUUCUGCCCCCCACCUCAAAGUGGACAACAUGUUCACGUUUGAGGACUCGGUGCCCUGUAGAGUUCGGGCAAAGCGCGGCUGUGCUACGCAUCCCAGGAGUAUUGCCGAAAGGGUUCGCAGGACUCGUAUCAGUGACCGCAUCAGAAAGCUUCAAGAACUUGUGCCAAACAUGGAUAAGCAAACAAACACUGCAGAUAUGUUGGAUGAGGCGGUAGCAUAUGUCAAGCUUCUGCAAAAGCAAAUUGAGGAACUGACAGAGCACCAACGGAGGUGCAGAUGUAUGGUUCAAGAAUAAAAUGCCGACAGUACAUGCAGUGGUUGGCCGCUGAAGAUUUAUUUUAUGAAUUAUCAGAUUUUUUGGUGAUCAAGCAGACACUCCGGAUGCUAAUUAUAUAAAUUUUAAACUCUCUGGAUACCAUAAAGGGAUGCUAAUUAUAUUUUUUUAAUAUCGCUGGAUAAAUUAAAAGAUGCAUACAGACAUGUUGGGGAUGGCA
Messenger RNA from Vigna radiata var. radiata (mung bean), 947 nucleotides. RefSeq names its product transcription factor bHLH80. Gene Ontology annotation, biological process: regulation of transcription by RNA polymerase II. Gene Ontology annotation, cellular component: nucleus. The transcript is spliced from 4 exons. The record is from RefSeq and is a predicted model, not a curated record. NCBI's taxonomy places the organism in Eukaryota, Viridiplantae, Streptophyta, Magnoliopsida, Fabales, Fabaceae. Bases 173 to 748 code for a protein of 191 amino acids. Gene Ontology annotation, molecular function: protein dimerization activity; DNA-binding transcription factor activity, RNA polymerase II-specific; RNA polymerase II cis-regulatory region sequence-specific DNA binding.